Messenger RNA from Oryza sativa Japonica Group (Japanese rice), 2935 nucleotides. NCBI's taxonomy places the organism in Eukaryota, Viridiplantae, Streptophyta, Magnoliopsida, Poales, Poaceae. The record is from RefSeq and is a predicted model, not a curated record.
UCAACCCAUGUAUCCCAGCUGUAGAUGUCUCGUGCUAGCUGCUAGAUGUGCUAUGUGUAGGACAGUAGGAGUACAACUCUGAACAUGCUAUGCUAAUUCGAUCUAGGCCUGCCUAGUUCUUAAUUUUUUCUUCAAACUUAUAACUUUUCCAUCACAUUAAAACUUUUCUACACACAAAUUUUCAACUUUUCUGUCACAUCGUUCUAAUUUCAAUCAAACUUUCAAUUUUAGCGUGAACUAAACACACCACUAGUAAGUCGGAUCUGGUCUUGCCACCCCACCAGUUUCCACCAGGGUUUGUAUUUCGGACGACAACCGAUCAAAAACCACGAAAGUAGAUACCCAGUGAAAUUUCAAGUGGUUUUUGAUAAUUCAAUUUUGAAACAGUAAAUUUUAGCUAAAUUUUCGAUCAAUACUGGGUGUUAGAGAUCUCACCUGGUUACCACAAAGUAUCAUAAAGCACACAAGAUUACAGGCAGUUUUUGCAAUGGUAUAAACAAGAGUACAAGACAAGAUUACAAGCAGGCAGUUUUUGCAAGGUUUUUUGCAAUGGUAUAAACGAGACAAGAUUACAAGCAGUUUUUGCAAAGAUUUAAACAAGGGGAUCAUGAUCCCCAAUCUUCAAAGUCAUGUAACUUUAUCAUUGACAUGUGGAUCCGAUGAACCAUUGACUCAUAUGUCAAUAACUUUAAAUAUAGAGGAUCUUAAUCCAUUGGAUCCACAUGUCAUAACAAAAGCAUAGUAACUUUAAAUGUAGAGGAUCUAAAUUCAUCGGAUCCACAUGCAAAAGCAUAGUAACUUUAAACGUAGAGGAUCUAAAUUCAUCGGAUCCACAUGCAGUAACAAAAGCGAUCUAAAUCCAUCGGAUCCACAUGUCAGUAACAAAAGCACAGUGACUUUAAACGUACAGGAUCUUAAUCCGGAACAAAGUGGCACAGCUAUUUUGUCUGCUCUGAUCCGGAGCUUCUGACCUGUGCUCACCACCAGAGUUUUAAAAUGGAAAGCUUGCAUCAGGCCACGUGGCGUUGACAAAGAACCAAUCCCAAUGUGGCCACGAGCCCCGGCCACGCCGCCGCCGCCGCCAUGGCCAUCAAAACCUAGUGCCGCCUCGCGCAGCGCGCUGCGUCGUUUGGAUCUCGACGACGGCCGGCGCCAAGGCACGGAGGGAGAAGAAAACCACGCGCCUCUUCUGUGUUCUCCGGCGAUGGCGAGCUCCACGGCAUUUGCAGCGGCAUUUGCGCUGCUGCUGCUAGCGUCGUCGGCGGCGGCGGAGGGGGAGGCGGUGCUGACGCUGGACGCCGGCAACUUCACGGAGGUGGUGGGGGCGCACGACUUCAUCGUCGUCGAGUUCUACGCCCCAUGGUGUGGCCACUGCAACCAGCUUGCUCCGGAGUACGAGGCGGCCGCCGCCGCCCUGCGCUCGCACGACCCGCCGGUCGUCCUCGCCAAGGUCGACGCCAGCGCCGACCUGAACCGGGGCCUCGCCGGCGAGCACGGCGUGCAGGGCUACCCCACCAUCAGGAUCCUCCGGGACCGCGGCGCCAGGUCGCACAACUACGCCGGGCCCCGGGACGCCGCCGGCAUCGUCGCCUACCUCAAGAGGCAGGCCGGCCCGGCCUCCGUCGAGAUCGCUGCCUCCGCCUCGCCGCCAGCGGCCGACUCCAUCGCCAACGACGGCGUGGUCGUCGUCGGAGUUUUCCCCGAACUUAGCGGCAGCGAGUUCGAGAGUUUCAUGGCGGUGGCGGAGAAGAUGAGGGCCGACUACGAUUUCCGGCACACGACGGACGCCGGCGUCCUCCCACGGGGUGAUCGGACGGUGAGGGGGCCUCUCGUCCGCCUCUUCAAGCCCUUCGACGAGCUCUUCGUUGACUCGCAGGAUUUUGAUAGAGAUGCGUUGGAGAAGUUUAUCGAGUCUUCUGGUUUCCCUACAGUGGUUACCUUUGACACUAGUCCGGCAAACCAGAAAUACCUUCUGAAAUACUUCGACAAUGCCGGCACCAAAGCGAUGCUUUUCCUGAGCUUCAGUGAUGACAGAGCAGAGGAAUUCAGAACUCAGUUCCAUGAAGCUGCAAAUCAAUACAGCGCAAACAACAUAAGCUUUCUGAUUGGUGAUGUCACUGCCUCUCAGGGUGCUUUCCAGUAUUUUGGGCUUAAAGAGAGUGAAGUGCCCCUCGUUUUCAUACUAGCAUCGAAGUCGAAGUAUAUCAAACCAACUGUGGAGCCUGAUCAGAUCUUGCCCUACCUGAAGGAAUUUACAGAAGGAACAUUGGCACCCCAUGUUAAAUCAGAACCCAUUCCGGAGGUUAACGAUCAGCCUGUUAAGACCGUUGUUGCUGACAAUCUUCGAGAGGUGGUUUUCAACUCCGGCAAAAACGUUCUGCUCGAGUUCUAUGCUCCAUGGUGUGGACAUUGUCAGAAGCUGGCCCCGAUCUUGGAAGAGGUUGCAGUUUCAUUGAAAGAUGAUGAAGACGUCGUCAUAGCAAAGAUGGAUGGUACUGCCAACGAUGUACCGUCAGAUUUCGCGGUGGAGGGGUACCCAAGCAUGUACUUCUACUCGUCUGGGGGGAACCUCCUGCCCUACGACGGGAGGACAGCCGAGGAGAUCAUCGAUUUCAUCACCAAGAACAAGGGCUCCAGGCCUGGGGAAGCAACCACGACUGAAUCUGUCAAGGAUGAACUGUGAUGGCCACUUGGGGGAGUGGGGAGCUUCAGGUUAGGAGGUGCAGUGCAGCUGACAGCUUGAGGACAUAGCUCAGUACUGAAUUUAAUCUUGUAUUCGAGUUCCAGGUUUCCAAGUACAUGUAGCAUUACCAAUGGUUUCAUACAUACAUGUCCCCCCCCUUUUUUUUUUUUGCACCGCUGAAAUCUGUUAUUGUAACAUCAUUACACUACAUCGAAUAAUCCCCAUUUUAGCUUGCCAAACGAGUAACUAAAA